AUGCCGCCUUGUGUCUGGUUUCAGCGCAACCCACAUGCGCCUACUAUGCACUUCAAUUUUCGCUUCUUUGAAGUGACUGAUGAGGAUGGCGAGAAAGUGUGGUGGUUCGGCGGUGGCUGUGACCUCACACCCAGCUAUUUGUAUGAGGAAGACGCCCACCAUUUCCACGAACAAUUCAAGAUUGCUUGUGACCGCCAUGACCCCACCUACUAUCCACGCUUCAAGAAGUGGUGUGACGAGUACUUCUUUAUCAAACAUCGCGGUGAAUGUCGUGGAGUUGGCGGCAUCUUCUUCGAUGACAUGGAUGCUCCUUCAAAGGAGGCAAUUUUCGAAUUUGUUCAAGUAAGGCUUUCCCCGCUUACUAUCUCUGCGAAACCUGCCUCCACGCUUGCACAGCAGUGGCAGUUGCUUCGCCGUGGUCGAUACGUCGAGUUCAACCUGAUUUACGAUCGUGGCACCAAGUUCGGUCUACUGACCCCUGAUGCACGCAUCGAAAGCGUCUUCGUGUCUAUGCCGCUCUAUGCCGUAAGUAGUUUUCACUUAACCCCCCUCCUCCUCCCCCAUCAUUAUUAUCAUCAUCAGCAUCAAUCCCAUCCUUUUGUUUUUUCGUAG
This is a messenger RNA of Dibothriocephalus latus, 612 nucleotides long. The record is from the annotation of a GenBank genome assembly. NCBI's taxonomy places the organism in Eukaryota, Metazoa, Platyhelminthes, Cestoda, Diphyllobothriidea, Diphyllobothriidae.